ACCUCCCUGCAUUAAGUCAUUAGCGCACAUUUUGUCACAAGGCUCUUCACCGUCUCGUUUAGAAUAAUUGGAAAAAUCGAUCACUCUUAAUAGGGUGGCGGGGGUGGGGUGGGGGUCACUCAAAGUGAUACAAACGCGAUUAAGUCGCUCGUUCGCAGCUGAUGAGUAUCGUGACGUCGACCUGGCAACAAGCAGUGUAGAUAACUCCAUUGCAAGUUGCUCAACAAAACGAGCGCUGCAACAAACUGCACGUUCCAAAUGGCUUGCACUUAUCUUUUUACUUUUAUCUCAGCUGUUGUCGCAAACACGUGACAUCACUUUUCUUCAGAGAGGAGGACGCGCGUACGCGGGAGGUUCGGAAAGGAAAGGAAGGAGGGGAGGGGGGGGGGUGUCGUUGUCGUGCACGCGCCUCAUCUUCUUCUCCAACGGCUGGCGAAAAUGAUUGAAACAAUUUGUCGGAGCCGGAAAGGUGAGCGGAGCAAGACAAACGGCAUCAAAGUCAACUUUGAAAAGAUCACCCCUCGAAAAACGACUAAGAUGAAAAACAAGUGACUGCACAAGUCGUUGGUAUUAAACCGGAAACGGGAGAGGAGAGUGGUUCGCUUAUUGUUUCUUUCCUCUUAAAAAAAAAACAAAAAACAAAAAAAACUUGUUGACGGUUAAGUCGUUGUUUGGACCCUGAACGCACCACAGAUACGCCCAAAACGUCUCUCAUCGAGGCGCGAGUGCUGUGGCUAGAACGUUGCAAAGAAGAAUUUUUGGACAGCUUCCUGUGUUAGAAGUUGGCUACAGACCGCACACUAAAAUCUGCAUGACAGUCAGUGUUGUUCACCUUGAACGUGCGUAUAACGUCAUGAUUUUUUGCCCUGCUUGACAAUUUUCCGGGGGAGUGUUUAGUGGAGAGCACAUGAUGCUGACUGCAACAAGUGUAUAGUAUGAGCAUGACCAUCUCUUGUCGUUUUUGAACGUUUAUCGACAAAUUGACGGCCACCGUUUGAUGACGUCACCAAUCAAUUACAACAUCACUUUGGUGCCCAGUGAUCUGUACUGCACCGUUGCGCCAUCCCACUAUGCCAACCCAGUCUCUGCAGCAGUUUGUGGAGAGCCCAGAGGGACUUACCCAAGACAGUUUGAUUAGCAACAGCGCCAGCGUCCCAGAGUCUGGCUCAAGGAUGACACCUCACGCCACCUACCCCUCAAAAACUGUGGGACAAUAUGGAGCGAAUGAUUUGCCAUCUUGCAUGUUUUGUGACCAGACGUUCAAUCACCAGGAUGAAGUGGGGCACCACGUUUUGACACAGCACCCCACCACUUUUUUUGAGCCAGCCGUCCUCAGAAUUGAAGCAGAAUUUAGGAUCCCGGGGCAGAGGCACCACCCUAAACCAAACAGCUUUACGGAGGACAAAGAGGAGCUUCACACAUGUAUUGUGUGUGGCUUGGUGUCACAUGAUGCUGGUGAGCUGGAGACCCACCUGAGGAAGCACAAGGAUUACUUCACCUAUUGCUGUAAUGUGUGUGGCCGGCGGUUCAGAGAACCCUGGUUCCUCAAGAACCACAUGAAGAUGCACGGGAAAUCAGGAGGCAAGAGCAAGGCUCUGCAAGACCAGGAGGUCCCUGUCACCGUCAACGGUGUCAUUCGAGAGCCCGUGUCAGAGCCUGUUGUCACUGCCUACAAGAUGUGCAUGGUUUGUGGGUUUUUCUUCCCAGACCACAGCAGCUUGGUGGAACAUAGUAAAGUACACAAUCGAGAGGUGGUUCCUGGCAAAGAUGAAGGCUCUCAUUGUAAGGGAACAACUGCUGAACCUCUGACCCAACAAAGUUUUCUUUCCAGUCUCAAUCUUAAGCCUUGUCCUGCAGGCAAGUCUCUGAAACCAGAAAGAACGUCAAAAUGGAUUCCUCAACUGGAUCCCUAUAACACAUUUCAGGCCUGGCAAUUGGCCACCAGGGGUAAGAUUGCAGCUGGUCCCGUUACUAUGAAAGAGAUGGGCGCGGAGGCCAGCACGGACAACGAAGACUGCAGCUCUGAUAAGGAGCAGAUGAGCACUACCUAUUAUGAUGGUCAACGAGACAAAAAUAUAAGAGAGGUUAUCAGAAGACAACUAAAAUCUCAGCAGCAGGUCGCGCCACCAAUCUCGGAACCACAAGUACCACAGCGGAGGUCGCUCAUGCAAAGGCGCAAAGAUAAUGAGAGGCCCACCACAUGCGAGGAAUGUCAACGGACCUUCAAGACCUACCACCAGUUAGUGCUUCACUCCAGGGUACACAAGCGUGAGGGAGGCGGAGAGGAGAGCCCCACCUCAUUGACUGAUGGAACAUUGCCCAGAGCAGGAUCAGCAGCCCGUAGCGAGGACCUAACUGAAGAAAGCGUCGACGCGGGUGAAGUUGGCGUCUACCAACCUAAAGACCGAAGACCGAAACACUGCAGCUACUGUGGCAAAUCAUUUCGCUCAAGCUAUUACCUCACAGUACACCUGAGAACACACACAGGUGAAAAGCCCUACAAGUGUGUUUAUUGUGACUAUGCCGGCGCCCAGAGGACAUCCCUGAAAUAUCACAUGGAACGGCGCCACAAGGACAAUCUUUCCGUAGAGAUCCCGAGCAAACCAGUUACUCCGCUACUUUCUCCGAGCGACAGGAAGGAAAAUUCAGCACUGAAAAGAUCCAAACCUUGGCUUCCUGUGGACAAGGGAGAGCUGCAGGAUAAGUUGCAAAGUCCUGAUGGCAAACUUGACAAAGGGGCUGUCCAGAAUGAUAACGAGCACGAGAAAGUAAUUGCUGAUCAAGCUUUCAACCCAACGGAGAAUGUGACCAUAAAUUGCCCUGAAGCUGUUAAUCAGAAGGUGGAAAAGGAGGAGAUAAAAGAUGAGAACUGUGAGGCCCCAUUAAAUCUGUCCUUAAAAGUAUGUCGCUCUGUCCCUGCCAGCACACAACCCAGAAAUGCAUUAAUUCCAUCUGUGUGUUCAUUUUGCACAUAUGAAACCAUCCACCCAGAGGUUCUGAUAAUGCACAAAAGGCUGACUCACAAAGAUAAGUGGGAUGGUGGAAGAAAGAAUACUUCUGACAAACAGAGACGCCUCACAGGCUGCCCACCUGCGCUCCAAGGAAAAGACGUCACCCCGCUUGCUAUGAUUGACAGGCGCCACCCUCGGCGAACCAAGUCCCCACCCCGUCAAUGGAGAAAACCCAAAGAAAUUGCGCCUGGCAACGUACUUUGUACCCCAAAGCUGAUCCACACGCCUGUUUACGCUGGUCACCACAAGCGAAAGAGUUUCACCCUCAAUGAUGAGUCGCACUCUGGUCGUGAGUCUCCUCAUGUAACGGACCAGGUGAGGAAGUCUAGCCUGCCCGGAAUGUACCAGACCAAGCAAUCGCCAACCUUCACCAAAGUUGCAGCUGCUGAGAGAAGUUUCCCCCGGAGAAGCACAGCCAUGUGGGGAUCGGAUGCCGCCCACCGGUUCCUGUCUAGCCAGUUCGGGACCCUGCCUCAUAUUGGUGAGCCAUCCAGCAAGAGGCUCAAGCAAACUUUACCUGCAGGGGACCCCACCUCCGGAGGACCACCACCAGGGGAUGGACCAAUCACGCUGCGUCUCCAAGGGAGCAGCGUAAAAUGUAUUUCGGAAGGGAUCCGUCCACCUGCGGACAUCUUAACUCCAAUAAAGAGCGUGGAUAUUGGAAAUCUGGAUGCUGACUGGAACAUGAUGAACCUGCUGCGUGCCUGCACCCCCAACAACCUGGCAUCACUUUACCAUGGUGUCCCGGCAAGCCCAAACAUCAUGGGACUGACUAACCCAAGAGCAGGGAGCAGGAGCAUGCUUUUCCAACACUUAACCGGUCUACCCAGCCUGCCGAGGAGAGAUCUCUCAGCGCCUGUCCCUAAUAAACGCUAUGGGACCUCUGAUAAUACGACAUAAAAAAGUUAAAGCGCACUGAAGGACUUGUAUUUCUCCACCUGCUGCCUGACACAAAUGUGCCCUUUUGAAAAUGUGAAAUUAUUUUCAUGCUGCUACUUUAUUUUGGAGACUUAUGUGUCGAGAAUUGUUUUUUUUUUUUUUUUUUUUUUCUCGUUUGUUUUGGGACUGAAAAACAUGCACUCAUAUUUGCUGGACCAGAAGCUUCCAUUCCUGUUUGACCCACACUACUGUUCAUCUGUGUUUACCAUAUAACAUUUGUGUUUUUUCAGCACAUAGAAAUAUCUAGUAAACCUUUGCUGUUCGAAAUGUCGCUCCUACGUUCAAUAAUUAAGCACCUCUCCUGAAGCACUGACCGGUGCGAUCAUAAUGUCAAACCUUUGAUGCACAAGGUGGGACUUUUGGGUUAAGUACAAUUAGCAUGGUACAUCAUUUUUUUUUUUCUUUAUACGCAUGUUGUGCUACUUGAUUGUCUGAUUGACUGAGGAUGUUCACUCAGUUGGGGUGUUACCGUUCUUCAAAUUGCCCUUAAAUCCACGUUUGUGUUAUAUGGCACAUUUUCAGUCACUUUUCAGAUUUUGGAGACUCAUGAAAGUCCUAUUUAGUUUCAAAGAGUAGAUGUCCUUAAGAGCCUGUUAUCGCUAAAGUUGAAUAGGUUUGUCAAGGCCAAACAUAACAAAAUCAGACAUGACAAAGACUAGUGGAAUUAAUUUGUGAAUGUUAAUAAAAUAUCUCAGGCAAAGUCAGAUUUACAACCGGUUGUGCUACCUUGAAGAUCUGAUAAGUUGUUUUGUUUCACAAUUUGUAUCAAAUGAAAAGUAUUGUUUGAGAGCUGUAUUACAUAAAAUAAAACAAGGCCAAGAGGUCCACGGUAA
This is a messenger RNA of Syngnathoides biaculeatus (alligator pipefish), 4783 nucleotides long. RefSeq names its product zinc finger protein 217 (gene znf217). Bases 1071 to 3911 code for a protein of 946 amino acids. Gene Ontology annotation, cellular component: nucleus. The transcript has 6 exons. The record is from RefSeq and is a predicted model, not a curated record. Gene Ontology annotation, molecular function: DNA-binding transcription factor activity, RNA polymerase II-specific; RNA polymerase II cis-regulatory region sequence-specific DNA binding. Gene Ontology annotation, biological process: regulation of DNA-templated transcription. NCBI's taxonomy places the organism in Eukaryota, Metazoa, Chordata, Actinopteri, Syngnathiformes, Syngnathidae.